CUCAUUCAUUAACUAAAAGUGUCUAUCAUUCUCGAUUAAGUAAUAAUGUCCGGACGUCAAGGUGGUAAAGCUAAGCCAUUAAAGGCUCCUAAGAAGAAGCAACAAGAUUUAGAUGAAGAUGAUGUAGCUUUCAAAGCUAAACAAAAGGCUGAUGCUGAUGCCAGAAAAGCUAUGGCUGAAAAGGCAAAGAAAGGUGGUCCAUUACUUGGAGGUGGUAUCAAAAAGAGUACCAAGAAAGGUAAUCCUCCAUCUUAUAAAGAAGCCUUGGGUAAUAAUACUCAAUCAAGGAAUGUUACUCAGAAGAAGCGUAAACCACCACCACGGAUUCCUUCUGAAAGUGAGGAAGAUGAAUUUGAUAAGAAUCUUGAUGCUGAGGAUGAAAACCGCAUUAUUACCGCAGUUAACGAAGGCAAGGAAUUGGCAAGAAAAUGCGCAUUAUAUUUUGCUGAUCUUGAUGACUUUGCUGUUGAUAAAUCAACCAUCAAUGCCUGGCAAAGGGCUUUGAACAAAGUUUACGAUGAAGCAGAUGGCCUUGAAAGAGCACUACACAGAUUAGACCUUAUAUAUAUAAAAUACAACGGUAAGACUCACGGUCGUCCAUUUUAUGAAGAAUUCAGUUAUAGAUUGACAGCCAGAAUAUCUCCUAAAUUAGGAAUAGCUACAGACCGAGUUGAAGCUAUUCCCCUCCAAGUGCAACAAAGAGAUUCUCACGAUGAACAAGAAGGAAGAGAAUCAGGCAAUGAAGACGAACAGAACUAA
Molecule: messenger RNA, 759 nt
Organism: Scheffersomyces amazonensis
Lineage: Eukaryota; Fungi; Ascomycota; Pichiomycetes; Serinales; Debaryomycetaceae
Exons: 3
Coding region: 46-759 (237 amino acids)
Source: RefSeq, a predicted model, not a curated record